AAACCAAGACAGAAGGGCCUUAGCAGAGCCUUCUUUCUUUACUUAUCAUUCUCUCCAGAUCUUUUCUGCCCUCUCCAUGUAUGGGAAAUAGGAGUGAUAGGGGUUGGUGCUUGAUACUUUGAAGCCAGAAAAUGGAAGUGUUUUGCAGGUUUUUGCUUGUUGUUUCGCUGUUUGUGUUUGUAGAAUCUACAUGCAACAGUACAGACCAAGAACUGGUCUCAAAGGCUUUUGGCUCUGUCUCUGGCUUCAAUCUUUCUUGGUUUCAACAUGCUGGCUCGACUUCAAACUGUUCUCAUCCUUCUGUAACAGAAAUAAGGCUUCCUUCGAGAAACUUGAGUGGCAGCAUUUCUUGGCAUUAUCUCAAGAACAUGUCUCAACUGCACAUAAUCGAUCUCUCCAGCAAUUCUCUUCGAGGUCAGGUGCCAGCCUGGUUUUGGUCUAUAAAGAGCUUGAGUGAUGUCAAUCUGUCCAAGAAUAGGCUUGGAGGGAGGAUUGGGUUUGGAAUUAAUAGUUCAUCUUCGUCAAUGAUUAAAGUUCUCAAUCUCUCAACCAACAGGUUCACCAACUUGGUUAAACUCUCUGGUUUUGCAAAUUUAGAGGUUCUUGAUAUCUCUCAUAAUGAUAUAGGUUCUUUGCCUUCUGAGUUUCCUAACUUGACCAAGCUAGAGUCGCUUAACAUUUCAAGCUGCAAAAUUUUAGGCAACAUAAGAGUCAUUUCAGGUCUCCGAUCAUUGAAGUAUCUAGAUGUCUCGAAUAACAACAUGAGUGGUAAAUUCCCCUCUGAUUUCCCUCUUCUAGAUGGCCUCAUGUUCCUGAAUGUUUCACUAAACAACUUCUCUGGACUCGUUGGCUUAGACAAGUACAGGAAAUUUGGAAAAUCUGCUUUUAGUCAUGGUGGUAGUUUGAUUUUCAAUACCUCAAAAAUCCCAACUAAUCCCAUCAAGAAGCCACGUUUAAAUCAAACCCAACUUCACAAGAAAACCAUAAAAAAAUACCCACCAAUUUACUUACACGCCAAAAAGACCAAGCCCAAAUCAAAAACCAAAACCCUGGUUAUUUUUGUCUUAGCAACAUCAUCACUUGUUGUCGUUUCAAUUGCCAUUUGCGUCUUUUGCAUGCACAGAAGACGAAAGAUUGCAACGAGAAACAAAUGGGCAAUCUCCAAACCUGUCCACCUCACUUUCAAGAUGGAAAAAUCAGGGCCGUUCAGCUUUGAAACCGAGUCAGGUUCAUCAUGGGUGGCAGACAUUAAAGAGCCAACAUCAGCACCCGUGAUCAUGCCAUCUAAGCCAUUGAUGAAUUUGACUUUUAAGGACUUGAUUGUUUCCACCUCCCACUUUGGCACAGACUCUCUCCUAGCAGAGGGCAGGUGUGGACCCCUCUACAGAGCUGUCCUACCUGGAGAUCUCGACGUGGCAAUCAAGGUUUUGGAGAAUGCAAGAGACCUUGAUCAUGAUGAUGCUGUGGCUCUUUUUGAAGAUAUUUCCAGACUUAAACACCCCAACCUCCUGCCGCUAUGUGGGUACUGCAUUGCAGGUAAAGAGAAGCUCGUCCUGUACGAGUUCAUGUUCAACGGGGAUCUCCACCGUUGGCUCCACGAGCUUCCCACACUCAAAACCAACGUAGAGGACUGGAGCACUGACACGUGGGAGAAUCAAAACGUCCAUAGGUUCCACGUUGCUUCCCCCGAAGAAAAAACUAACUGGCUCACGCGCCACCAAAUCGCCGUCGGAGUGGCUCGUGGAGUUGCCUAUCUCCACCAUGCGGGAUCUACUCAUGGCCAACUCGUCGCGUCCAACAUCCUCCUCUCCGAUUCUCUCGAACCUCGAGUUGCCGAUUUUGGACUUAGAAAUGUCGGCUCAAGUAACAAGAGUGUCGGUUUGGAAAAACAAGAUUGUGGGUUUGAGCUUGAUGUGUAUUGUUUUGGUGUUGUGUUGAUAGAGUUAAUGACGGGUAAGCAAGGGAGUGAAGGGAAUGUGGAGUGGGUUAGGCGGCUGGUGAGAGAGGGGCGUGGUGGUGAUGCGCUUGACUCGAGACUGAGACUCGGUGGCGACUCAGUUAGCGAGAUGGUCGAGUGUCUGCGAGUUGGAUACCUUUGUACGGCUGAGCUGCCUGAGAAGAGACCCACCAUGCAGCAAGUCUUGGGUUUGCUCAAAGACAUACAUCCCGUGUUGAGUUGAAGCACCGACUCUGGUUGAAGUGUUACCUCUGAGGCCACACGAAACUUUGGCGAUCAUAUCGUUUUGUUGAUUGAAAAAUCAAGUGAUGUUCACGCGCUAUGAAGUGAAAUGGGGUUGGAAUUUAAGCGAAUUUGGACAGACCUUCUUGCUUGUUGCUAUCUCUCUCAAGAAUUAUAGCUUUUUUAUGUUUUAUUACUAAUUCUUUUA
Molecule: messenger RNA, 2387 nt
Organism: Populus nigra (black poplar)
Lineage: Eukaryota; Viridiplantae; Streptophyta; Magnoliopsida; Malpighiales; Salicaceae
Product: calmodulin-binding receptor kinase CaMRLK-like
Exons: 2
Coding region: 132-2180 (682 amino acids)
Biological process (GO): protein phosphorylation
Molecular function (GO): ATP binding; protein kinase activity; protein binding
Source: RefSeq, a predicted model, not a curated record